GUACCUACAAUACAUUGCUAUGACAAAAUAAUUAAUUUCAUCCCCAAAUAAACAAUGGCAAAAAAACUCAUCCUCAUUUCUAUCCUUAAAUUUCUCACCUUCAUGACCCUUUUCACAAAAUCAAACACACAAUCACCAAACUAUGUAGGUGAUGAUUGUCACAACUCAAAAGAACAAUCCCUUACAAAAACAUACAAAUCCAACCUUAAUAAAGUCCUCUCAUGGUUAUCUUCUGAUGCUCUCACAAGCAAAGGAUAUAACCAUACAAACAUAGGAGGAAACACAGUUGAUGGUGUCUAUGGUCUCUAUGAUUGUAGAGGUGAUGUCACAGGAUCAUUUUGUCAAUUUUGUGUUUCAACUGCAGCCUCAGAUAUUCUUCAGCACUGUCCUAAUAGAGCCUCAGCUGUGAUUUGGUACAACUUUUGCAUUCUAAGGUAUUCCAAUCAUGAUUUCUUUGGGAACCUAACAAUAACACCAUCAUGGCAAAUUUUGGGGUCAAAAAACAUAACUAAGCCACAAGAACUUGAGAAAGCUGAGGAUAAUAUGCAAAGUUUAAUAAGAGAAGCUACAUUGGUGACCCAUAAUUUGUAUGCAAUGGGAGAGUUCAAUUUGAGUAAUAGUCCUUCUUCUCAAAAAAGGUAUGGAUUGGUGCAAUGUAGUAGGGACCUCAGUGACAAUCAAUGUAGCCAAUGUUUGGAGGAUAUGUUAGACAAAGUUCCUAAAUGUUGUGGGACAAAGAUUGGUUGGCAGGUUCUUGCCCCAAGUUGUUUGAUAAAAUAUGAUGAUUAUAUGUUCUUUCAACUUAUUUCUCAAACAUCAGCUCCUUUGCCUAAUCCAGCUGAUCAAGGAGGUUCAAGUAAAUCAAUUACAUUGAUCAUCAUCACUAUAGUCAUUGUGUUGGUGGCACUUGCUCUCAUUAGUUGUUGUAUCUACUUCAUAUGGAGGAGGUAUCAAUCAAAUAAAGAUGGAUUGCCAUUAGAGUCUCUUGAUGACCUUAUUCAAGGAGAGGAUUCACUCCAUGGAGACCUACCUACAAUCCCUUUAAUUUGGAUUAGACAAAGCACUAAUAACUUUUCAGAGCUAUGUCAACUAGGAGAAGGUGGAUUUGGCCCUGUUUACAAGGGUAAUUUAGUAGAUGGAACAGAAGUUGCAAUCAAAAGACUCUCUAAAACAUCUUGUCAAGGUUUAGAGGAGUUCAAGAAUGAAGUAAUUUUUAUUGCUAAAUUACAACAUAGAAAUCUUGUGAGACUUUUGGGUUGCUGCAUUGAAGAAAAUGAAAAGCUACUUGUAUAUGAAUACAUGUCCAACUCUAGCCUUUCCUUUCACCUAUUUAAUGAGGAAAAAAGAAAUCAUCUAGAUUGGAAGUUAAGAUUUAGCAUUGUUAAUGGAAUUGCAAAAGGACUCUUGUACCUUCAUGAAGACUCUAGACUUAGAGUAAUUCAUAGAGACUUAAAAGCUAGUAAUGUUCUUUUAGAUCAAGAGAUGAAUCCAAAAAUAUCAGAUUUUGGAUUAGCAAGAGCAUUUGAAAAAGGUCAAAGUGAAGAAAAUACCGCAAGAAUAAUGGGUACAUAUGGAUAUAUGUCUCCAGAAUAUGCCAUGGAAGGAUUAUAUUCAGUAAAAUCUGAUGUUUUUAGCUUUGGAGUUCUUUUAUUAGAAAUAAUUUGUGGAAAAAGGAAUAGUGGAUUCUAUCUUGCAGAUCAUGGUCAAACUCUUCUUAUAUAUAGUUGGAGACUUUGGUGUGAAGGAAAAUGUUUGGAACUCUUAGAUCCAAUACUGGAAAAAACAUACAUAGCCAAUGAAGUUAUGAAGUGCAUCCACAUUGGUUUGUUGUGUGUACAAGAAGAUGCAAUUGAUAGACCAAACAUGUCAAAUGUUGUUGUCAUGUUGGCAAGUGACACAAUGACACUUCCUAAUCCUAAUCAUCCUGCAUUUUCAGUUGGAAGAAGAGUUAGAGAAGAUGAAUCAACAUCAAAGGCUUCCAAAGACAUUUCUGGUAAUGAAAUAACAAUGUCAAAUAUUUUACCUAGGUAGUGUAUAAUAUGGUAAAAAAAAUUGUACCUAAAUUCUCUACAAUUGAUAAUUUUUUUAAGUCUCUACAAUUGAAAUUCUCUACAAUUGUUAUAUGCCAACUCACAUAAAGACUUUGGUAAAUUGUGAACUCAAAAUUUCAAUUGAUUGAUUUUUAUGUAUAGUGGAGAUCACUAA
Molecule: messenger RNA, 2205 nt
Organism: Cicer arietinum (chickpea)
Lineage: Eukaryota; Viridiplantae; Streptophyta; Magnoliopsida; Fabales; Fabaceae
Product: cysteine-rich receptor-like protein kinase 10
Biological process (GO): protein phosphorylation
Cellular component (GO): plasma membrane
Molecular function (GO): protein serine/threonine kinase activity; ATP binding
Source: RefSeq, a predicted model, not a curated record